This is a messenger RNA of Orussus abietinus, 6458 nucleotides long. RefSeq names its product membrane-associated protein Hem (gene Hem). The transcript has 2 exons. The coding region runs from base 640 to 4008 and encodes 1122 amino acids. NCBI's taxonomy places the organism in Eukaryota, Metazoa, Arthropoda, Insecta, Hymenoptera, Orussidae. Gene Ontology annotation, cellular component: SCAR complex. The record is from RefSeq and is a predicted model, not a curated record. Gene Ontology annotation, biological process: cortical actin cytoskeleton organization; cell projection assembly; cell migration.
CUACCGGACGUUACGGAACUGCUUCGUCUAAGCUUGGUGCAACUAAAGCAGUUACGACUCGCGUCCUCGUCGGAAUUUUUCCUUUACUAAGAGAACGUUAAAAACCGUAUAAACGUCGUUAUUUACGGUAUGAGUGUGCGGUUCUUUCGAUCAAAACUGCAUAGUAUAAUUUAAUGAGACGAAAAGGAUUGAAACUUCGUAAAUUGAUGGUAAGUCGGGGGGCCGUCGAUAAGUUAGUGAACUGAUUUCUCGGGAGCAUGGAAUAGUCAUAGGUUAUGUGCGUCUAUGGAGAUAGUACUUCCCGGCGGAGUAGAGACCGCCACUUGUGCAAUGAUUCCACCCGCUUGAAAACUCUGUAGAUUAGCCAUCCUCGUCGUUUAGUUAUCGAUGUUUCACGUCGGUCAAGCUUUGGAGUACUUACAGCGACGUUGUAUUUAUGAUGUCAAUAUUUCCUGAAAAUUAAUCAUGAUUUGAGAGACGAGGUAGCAGGGGUACGAAAAUUAGAGCGUUCUGCUCCAGACACCCCAGGGUGGGGUCUGCUGUCAUCUAUAAACGCAGGAAACCAUAGAAUCGUCUGGUUAUGGCAGUUGGAUAGAGUAUAAGUACUACGAGGUGUUAUACGGAUCGUACACCGUGACCAUGGCACGUCCAAUUGUACCGAGCCAACAAAAGUUGGCGGAGAAGCUGACAAUUUUGAAUGACCGAGGGAUCGGUAUGUUAACUCGAAUUUACAACAUCAAAAAGGCUUGCGGAGAUGCCAAAUCGAAGCCUGCGUUUCUCUCGGACAAGACCUUAGAGUCUUCCAUUAAAUCGAUCGUACGAAAGUUCCCCAACAUAGACAUUAAGGGACUUCAAACGAUUACCAAUCUUCGGAACGAGAUCAUUAAAUCUUUGUCCUUGUACUAUUACACAUUUGUCGAUCUGUUAGACUUUAAAGACAACGUGUGCGAGCUAUUGACGACUAUGGAUGCUUGCGGCGUGCACAUGGAUAUCACGAUUAAUUUCGAUUUAACUAAAGGAUAUUUAGAUCUCGUCGUGACGUACGUAAGUUUAAUGAUAUUAUUAUCUCGUGUGGAAGAUCGCAAAGCCGUCCUUGGUCUUUUCAAUGCCGCUCACGAAAUGGUGCACAGUCAGUCCGAUCCGAGUUUCCCACGACUCGGUCAGAUGAUUAUGGAUUACGACGUACCUUUGAAAAAAUUAUCGGAGGAAUUCGUUCCUCACUCAAAGUUGUUGAAAAACGCUUUAACAUCUCUGUGGCCGAUUUAUCCUGGGAGGAACUUGUCCGCGGACACAUGGAGAGCGGAUCAAAAACUCAGCUUGGUCGGGAGUCCAGGGCAAAUAUUGAAAGCUGCCGCAACCGAUACCAUGUCCUGCGAAACGCUUAGUUUAGAUAGAAUCGAGAGAUGGGUUAUUUUAGGCUUCACUCUCUGUCAUACCUUUCUCGGUCAGGAACAACCGAAUAAGCUCUGGACAACGGCACUGGAAUCUGGGUGGGUCUUGGCUCUAUUCAGGGACGAGUUCAUUUACAUUCAUCAGUAUAUUCAAGGAUUCUUCGAAAGUAUGAAGGGAUACAGCAAGAGAGUGUCCGAAGUAAAAGAGUGCUAUAAUCAGGCAACGCAGAAAGCAGGAUACAGGCACAGAGAGCGACGAAAGUUUCUGAGAACCGCAUUGAAGGAACUGGGCUUGAUCUUGACGGACCAGCCAGGUCUUUUGGGUCCAAAAGCGUUACUGGUUCUUAUGGGACUUUCUCAUGCAAGAGACGAAGUUCUUUGGCUAUUGAGGCAUGGAGAAAAUCCUCCGAUCCAGGGUAAGGGCAAAGGGCGAGGAGCCGAAGAUCUCGUCGAUAGGCAAUUGCCAGAAUUAUUGUUCCACUGCGAAGAGCUAAGAGCUCUCGUUAGGAAAUAUUCCCAAGUUCUUCAGAGGUAUUACGUUCAAUUCCUAUCAGGAUUCGACGCCCCGGCUCUUCAUCAAAUGAUACAGAAUCUCCCCGUGUGUCCCGAAGACGAGGGUGCAAUAUUGAGUGACUUGUGUUCAACCGUUGCCGGUCUGACCGUCAAACAAGUGGAGGAAAACGAGCUGUUCGACUUCCGCGCCUUCAGGCUAGAUUGGUUCAGAUUGCAAGCCUACAUGUCGAUUAGUAAAUGUAACAUGAAUCUUGCCGAUAACAGAGAGCUCGCUUCGUUUAUGGACACGGUGGUUUUUCAUACCAAGAUGGUAGACAAUUUAGACGAAAUGCUCGUCGAGACGUCCGACUUGUCGAUCUUCUGUUUCUACAGCAAGAUUUUCGAGGAUCAAUUUCACAUGUGCUUGGAGUUCCCCGCGCAGAAUCGUUAUAUCGUAGCAUUCCCUCUGAUAUGUAGCCACUUUCAAAGCUGCACCCACGAGCUCUGUCCCGAAGAACGUCAUCACAUUCGAGAAAGGAGCCUCUCCGUGGUCAACAUGUUCCUCGACGAGAUGGCCAAAGAAGCGAAGAACAUCAUCACCACGAUCUGUGACGAACAGUGCAAUAUGAGCGACAAGCUCCUUCCGAAGCAUUGCGCUUUGUUAAUCUCGCAAGUAGUUAACCGGAAGAAGAAGGACAAGAACAAGAAGAACACGUACGAGAUCCACAAGCCUGGGAGCGAGAGCUCCAGGAAGACCAGGGAAGAACUGACCACGAUGGACAAACUCCACAUGGCCUUGACGGAGCUGUGCUACGCCAUCAACUAUUGUCCGACCAUCAACGUCUGGGAAUACACAUUCGCUCCCAGGGAGUACCUGCAUCAACAUCUAGAGACCAGAUUCGCCAGGGCCUUGGUAGGCAUGGUCAUGUACAAUGCGGAUACCAGCGAAAUAGCAAAGCCAUCGGAGCUCUUCGUCAGCGUCAGGGCGUACAUGAACGUCCUGCAAACCGUAGAAAAUUACGUUCACAUCGAUAUCACUCGGGUCUUCAACAACGCUUUGCUGCAGCAAACUCAAGCUCUCGACAGCCACGGAGACAAGACCAUCGCGGCGCUCUACACUCAGUGGUACUCCGAAGUCCUGCUGAGAAGAGUCAGCGCGGGCAAUAUCUGUUACUCGGGGAAUCAAAGAGCAUUCGUCAGCCUCUCCGUGGAGGGAGCUAUACCCUUCAAUGCCGAAGAGUUCUCCGACAUCAACGAGCUGAGAGCGCUGGCCGAGUUGAUCGGACCUUACGGAAUGAAGAUGCUCAACGAGACUUUGAUGUGGCACAUCGCCAGCCAGGUGCAGGAGCUGAAGAAGUUGGUCACCAGCAACAAGGACGUCCUGGUGGCUUUGAGGACGAACUUCGACAAGCCGGAAGUGAUGAAGGAACAAUUUAAAAGGCUCCAGCACGUGGACAACGUUCUCCAGAGAGUGACGAUCAUCGGAGUCAUCUUGAGCUUCCGACAACUGGCUCAGUCGGCUCUCGUGGACGUCCUCGAGGAGAGAAUACCCUUCCUUUUGAGCUCCAUUCUGGACUUCAGGCAUCACUUGCCUUCCGGUGAUCCGAUGAGAGUCGUCUCGGAGAUGACUUCCGCGGCUGGGCUGACCUGCAAGGUGGACCCAACUUUGACGGCAGCUCUGAAAAGCCAGAAGGCCGAAGUGGACGAAGACGAGCACUUGCUCGUCUGCUUGCUGAUGGUCUUCGUGGCCGUUUCUAUACCAAAAUUGGCUCGCAACGAGAAUUCGUUCUACCGAGCUUCGCUGGAAGGGCACUCCAACAAUAUUCACUGCAUGGCCACGGCCAUCAACAAUAUAUUCGGCGCACUGUUCACGAUCUGCGGGCAGAACGACAUCGAGGACAGAAUGAAAGAAUUCUUGGCAUUAGCCUCUUCCAGUUUGUUGAGACUGGGGCAAGAGGCCGACAAAGAGACCACCAAGAAUAGGGAGUCAGUGUACCUUCUGUUGGAUCAAAUCGUCCAAGAGUCUCCGUUCUUGACGAUGGACUUGCUCGAGAGCUGCUUCCCCUACGCGCUGAUUCGCAACGCGUAUCAUGACGUUUAUAAAUUGGAACACUCUCAGCCGUAAAACAAUUUUUCUUGCGUGUCAGGAUACUCGGUAGGAUGAAGCACUCAAGCUGUAAUGGAUCGAGUCCGUAAUUGAAGUGCUCUUGAGAGGUUUAUAUGCACCAGAGCCUUCUCGGUCAAAAAUCAAUUUCGAAAGACUGCGAAUUUGUACACUUGCAAUUAUACAUUUCUUGAUGUCGCUCUCGGGUGUACCGGAUCAAAAGCGAUCCCAACAAACACGACUUCUAAUGGUAAUAAUGGCGAGGUUGGCAGGUAAAUGUUUUAUACCGAAGUUGGUUGGAGCGGUACGCGGAGUAACUUUUGCCCGAAGUAUUUCUUGACUCUACGUGUAAUUUUUUUUACCGUUGUCAGUGGUGUUUGUCGCAAGUAGUUUAUGCCCCUUUGUCAGGGAUAUCUACCCGGGCGGACCGAUGCAUUGACACGGGACUAAUAUUUCAGAGAGUGCACGAGCCAAAGCGUUUAAUUCAAGAUUAGGUAGCACGUAUGCAAUAUAUCGUUCGGAUGUUAUUCCGAAGGGAUGGAAAAUGCGGGAGGAAGUUUACAAGAACAAUUCUAAUUUGUACUUCGUUGAAACGCGAGACGGUUGCGAUCCAUGAUUUUCGGACACCGCGUCUCGGAGGACAGUGUUUCAGUAGUAGCAGCCUGUUUUAUUUCAGUAUUCUAUUUAAAAGCGUGCUAAAGAGAAGUUUCAUUUAGUAGACCUUAACUGCACCCUCCGUAGAAGGUACGCGAUGUACAAAUGCGUGUAUUUCGUAUGAUAUUCACAGCGCAUGCUAACCAUUGAGAAACCCUCGUUUUAUCUCCACUUUUUAUUGUACAUUGUACCUAUUUUAUAAUAGUUUAUAAAAGAAAUAAAGAAAUUUCCAGAAAAAAAAAAAGGAAGGGGGAACGAAAGGCGUCAAAGGGCUUCUCUCAACGUAAAUGUAAAAUGUAUGCUUUAUUUAGUUCUUUACAAUGUCCUUUUCUUUAAUCACAUUAACGUAACACAGGAAUUAUUCACAAUCAUAUUCUGUUAUUUAUAAUAUUCCUUAAAACACGCCACGUCCUUUUGGACAUUUUUUUUUGGAGGAAAAAGAGAGAAAGUAGUUAUCUUAAGCUACGGUCAGGCAAUUGGUCAGUAUCAUGCUUGGUUAAACUUGAAAUCAUGAAUCAACGUCGCAGGCGGACGUAUCGUUAAGGGUUCAUUUAAACGACAGGUUGGGGUCCGAGAUAAGCAAAGGCCACUUGGUGGUUCGUGAUAACCAAGCAACUUUCUGCGGAAAGAAAUGGUAAUUCGCCUUUGCGAAUUUAAUCGGUAUAUACGUAGUACGCGGGUGGUAUGAUUAGCUGAGAGAGAGAGAGAGAGAGAAAUAAAGUCAAUGAAAUCCAGAUGCACGACGUUGAUAAGUCACCUCGUUCUUUUGGAUCGAUAGAAAAAAUAUAAUUCUUAAUUUUUUUUCUUUUCCUCUUCUUUUCUAACAUUAUGUACAAGUGAUAGAGUAUAUAGUGCACCGCGUUACUACGAGAAACGGAAACGAAGCCUAAGCGCGUAAGGAUAGUAGAAGCCUGGCAGCAAAUCAUGAGGGAAACUUCGUCUUUACAAGUCACGCACGCAAGCGAUUUAUUCGACUAAUUAACGAGAGUUUGGCCCCAUUCUAGUCGGGGUAGAUAAUUUUUACUGGAUCCUCUAAGUCCUUUCGGGACGGACGGUUGAUCGAAGCGAUCUUUUUUUCGACGCCCACCUCGAGGUGUUAAGGGUCUGAAAAUCACUCGUUAACUCGACUUCCUGAGGAAACAAAAAAACUACCACGGCUAUUCGAAUCGAGUGGCAGUGAGUUGGAAGCGAUGAUAAUAUGUGCUGAUAUUAUUCGUACAUAAGGAUAUAUUCGAUUCGAAAGCAGAUUAUUGACUUAUUGACAACAAUGUAUUGAUCGAACACAGUGGCAGUGAAAGAUGGUUGACAUGCGUGAUCUAUAUCCUGAAUAGUAAUGGUUAGAUACAAUUGAGACUUAGUUAAUAGUGUUAAAAAAAAAAAAAUAAUAAAAAUAAAAAAGGAACGAGCGUCUCAAGAAGAUCGCUUCGUUACGUCGAUUCAGUUAAGGUGUAAACGAAAAAGGAAAAGAAAGGUCGUGUAACUAUAAAUGGGGCCAAGCGCUCUCUUGUUCUAAUACAAGAACUUGAAAAUUCACGCAGCGCAGUUCGUAAAUACUAUCCUCAUUGAAAUACCUGUUCCGAUAAAACUCCCCUUAGCUGUGGAUUUUUAAAAUCACGGUGGCAUUUGCGCGCUUUUUAACAUACACGCCGAAUUUACCGAUUCCGUCCCGAGAUACAAAAUACAGAAUAAUAUUUCCCUAUAAUACAGAUCUGAUAUAAAAACAAGUAUUUUUUAUUCGCUUUACCAUUUGUUUCAGUUUAUAAUUAUAUCGUUCAUGUAUAGUAUUAAUAUAUUUACACAGGUGCUUUCUUUCUUCC